AUGUCUAUGUUCAAUGCCCUCAAUUCAAACAUCGAAGGUGAACAAUAUGAAGCAGAGGAGCAUUCAAGAGAGCUUCAAAUAGAACAGAGUUUUAAUAUUUUGCAGGACGCUCUGAUUGAUCUAAAAAACAAGGACUUCGAAAAGUCGGACAGCAAAUUCCAAGAGCUCUUCCAGAUUGAUGUCGUCAAGCCUGAUAGGUGGGGCAUGUAUCGCAAUUCUUCUCCUACGCUAGAUAACCUGCGAUAUCUAUGUUAUAGGAACAGAGGGAUGUACUAUCAUCUGUAUUUGGAGAAUAACUAUGAAAGGUUGAACUCACAAGAACUAGUUAAUUGUAUUUUAAAAGCAGUUGAGAACUUGGUUGAGUCUAUUCAACAUAGCGAUGCUGAUUUUGCAGUUACAGAUUUGCUGGCUCGCAUCUUCAAGAGCUUUAAUAGUGUCAAGUUGGAACGUUUAAUAUCAGAAUAUGAAUUCACUAAGCAGGAAAAUCUUUCACUUUUGUUGGGGCGACAUCGUAAAUUUCUUUUGAACGAUUUGACUCUGAUGAUGAAUAACUACGUAGAACUCACGAACAAACUAUUAGUCCCCAACUUAUCGGAUAACACAAUCUUUGAGAGAUAUCAUUUGGAGAAGUACAAAGAUAUUAAGCCGGAACCACUAGCUUUUGGUCCAAUUCUUUCUAGAAUAUCAGAAAUGAAAAAGCAAGAUGAGGAAAUAAUGAAAAAGCUGGACGUGUUUAAUGUCACUUUGAAUGAAGAAUCAUGGGAUGAAGUUGCGAAGGCUUUGAAAAACUUACUACCCAGCGUUAAAACAUCGUCUCUUAUUGGAAGGAAUAUGGAUCCGUAUAACGAAAUUGAAGAACCUAUUGAAGCGGUUAAGUUUGAACUAUCGGAAGCAAUUAAUAAUACACCAUCUUUAGAUAGAGAGUCUGAGCGACAAGAAGAAGAGCAAGAUAAUGAGAGUGUACGAGCAGAUGAUAAGAGUGGGAAUUUAGCUCCAUCGGAUAUCCAAACUAAUGAAGAAGCAAGGCCUAACAAGAGAACUGAUGAACAUAUCGAUAGCACGAAGCCUCUUCAAAGAAGUAGUAAACGCUUUAAAGAAAGAGAACAAGAAAACUCAAAAGAGCUUGUUAUGGACGUUCAUAAAAGAUUUUUUGGUGAGUUCAACACGUUGUUGUCAUAUAUUCACAUUCUACCCUUUUGCGAUUUUGACACAUUUGCUUCCAAAUUUAUCAUUGGCUCUAGUGACAAACAACCCGAAAAAUUUAUUCCCUAUACUGAUCUCUAUGAAUGUUUGAAAUCUUGGAGUAGUAGAUAUACUGAUAUUUUUAACCAAAAUGACUACUUGUCCAGUGGUUCUAACGAAAAUGAGGAAUUAUUCCAACUAAAUGCGCUCCUGAAAUCUAAUGCAUUUGAUGAUAAGGAGAGCUUUCCUAGAUAUUUAAAUGAUUUGGACUCGGAUCACAUCAGAUCUUUUAUUUCCGAAGUGAAUGCAGGCAAUCUUCACUUCCAUCAAGUGCGUUUGAAAUUAUUAUUCAAAUUGCUUGGAACUUACGAUGAAGGAAACGGAAGGCGUCUCAUUAUAGACUACCUUUGGGAGUCUCAGCUUCUAAAAAUUGUUUUAUGGUUUGUAUUUGGAAUCGAAUCGAACAUUUUUGCACUUAUUAACAAAAACAAAAGGCAAUGCAAAUAUUUGGCUUUAUCGAUUUACGAACUUCUUGUUAACCAUUUAGGGAAUAUUGUGGAGGAAAUCACAAAUAAACGGAUUCAAGGACAUAAGUCAGCAGACCUAAAAAGUCAAAGAAAUAAAGUCGAGAAAAGAAUAAGGUCGUGGCAUACUCUGUUAGAACAAAUUGCUGACGAAAAAGAUAAAGAACUGUAUGUACAUUUUCAAUGGACGCAUUACUGCUUCUUGCAAUAUACAUGUGAUAUAGUCGAUAGCAGACUCUCUGAAACUUUGACGUCUUUAGAAAAUACUAUAAAGGAUUCAGAUUCUUCUUUAGACAUUGCCUAUCCGAAUUACCGUCAUAUACCGGCACUAAACCUAAACACAGUUCAAUCCCAGAAAAGGAAAAUAAGAAUAAUACAAAACAUAACAGUCGAAGAUAUAUCUGAAGACACGAACUCUGACACUCAUUCAGAAAAUCAUCUAGAGACACUAGAAAAAGUCCUUUUACAUAUAUUACACCCUUCGACUAAUCAUUCAAAUAUUGAUGAGGAGAUGGUUUCCUUUAUUUUCAACUCACCAUUUUUAUUGAAAAUUAGACUUUGGGGCGUUCUCUUUUCGUCAUAUGUCAAAAAAUCCAGUAUACAGGAUGUUCAAAGAAUUUAUUUCCACGUACUUGAUUUUAUGAAGGGCGCAUUGACGUCACCUGUCUACAAAGAAUCGAACCCACACGGAAGGCACCAAAUGUUAUUAACAGUGUUGACAGCAAUUGGCUAUCUCUCAAGCCAACUGACAGCGAUACUAAAUUCAAAUAGGUGGGAAAGCAGCGAUUUUGUCUUGGAGGACUAUAUGUUUGAAAAGCUGCUGCAAACAUUCUUCUUCUUUUAUACUGUCCUUUUCUAUGAAAGCUCUGCGGUUAACGACGUUUCUAAUAAGUCUUUUUUCAAAAGAGCAUCGAAAUCAUCAGGGAAAAUGAAGGAUAUAAUGAUAGAUUUAGCGACGUUGAUACUUUAUUAUUAUGAUUUACAAGCAAAGCUCAGGACACCUGCUGAACAAGGUAUUGAAACAACGGAACUAAUUUGGUCCUUACACACUCUUUUUGGACAUUUCCAUUUUUGUGAUGCAUCAAAUGGAAAGUUCCUAGAUUUAGCUGAAAAACUAUUGUGCCAGUUCAUUAAUAAUGAUUCUUUUUUACAAUUGAAGCAAAUACUGUGGUGUAGAUAUCACUACGCGAUAGCUAGUGAUAACUUCAGUCCUGAUCUGCAUGAUACAAAAGCGGUAGAGAUGGAAAAGAUACACUCUUUGCCUUUAGGUACAUAUCUAAUCAAAUUACAGUAUCAAAAUAAGAACCCUUACCUGUCGUCGUCAAAGACCACCCUAAAACAGAUAAUGGAUAAUAUUAUAGAAAAAAUUGGCGACCCAUCAACGCUGGACAAUCAUAUCAUAUCUAGAAACUCAUUUCUAUUAAAUGAAUAUUUAUCAAGGCCAAUAACGGCAGACUUGUUGAAGCAUACAUUUUCUGGUGCAACAAGUUUGUAUUUAACUUCUCCAAACGACGAGUUACAGCAAGGCAUGACAGCCGGCUUGUUCUACGUAUCCAGCUUACAGUCCCUGGGUUUGUAUAAAAUGAGAAAGAAGUCUAUGCAAGCAAGACCUUCUGAAUUAGACUCCAUUAUCAGAAUGUUAAAGAAUGACAUUAUAUACAACACAAACCGUUUCGAAAGUUGGAUAUUACUCGGAAAGUGUUACAGUUAUAUUGUUGAAGAUGAUUUAAUAUGGACCUCAGAUAAGAUCACUGUCCCUGAGAAAAAAGAUGUUAUUGCUUUGACUCAAAGAAAGGCAAUAUUGUGUUAUUUAAUGGCCAUUUCCAUUUAUUAUAGUAAGUUGGAUCGAACUAUUGACGAUAAAAAGAUUAUAUUGGAGGCAUUGGAUGACUUAGGAUCUAUGCUGAUUAGCGGCUACUAUAAUCCCAUGAAUAAGCUUUGUUUUAGCUGGAAAAGCAGUGCUGAGAAUACAAUGAGAUUGUCUGAAACCGGUGAAGUAGUAAUGGAAAAAACUAAGAAAAUCACCACAAUCUCAGACUUUAACAUCGAGCAAAGUAUAUUUUUAUGUUUUAAUAGGGCUUGUUCUUUAUCCGGCGAUAUCAAGUCACAGGACGAUGUAUUCGUGUUGAAUUGGUCUAGUUUUUACAAUCUGGCCAAGUUCUUUUUCAAAACAGAUGGUGGUAAUAAUUGUAAAUUAGUUGCCAAAUAUAUUACUCAGGGUUGCCAAAUAGCUUAUGAGUCAUCACCUGCUAAAGAUCCGAUCAUAGAACCCCAUUAUCUGUUAGUUAAUGCUUGUUACAAGUGGGUAAAAAGAGGCGUCAUAGGUGUUAACGAAGCUCUGACCUUACUGUCUAAAGAUAACCAAUUCUUCCAGGAACAAGAGGAAUUUUGGGUCAACGACGAAGGUCUUGCAUGGGAUUAUCAAGAAAAAUUCUUUUUUGACAAAAUCAUAAGACUACUUCGCCAUUUACUAUCUGUUGAUAAAAAAAAAUGGCAGCACAGACCUCGUUACAGAAUAGCGCGCAUAUUGUUUGACGAUUUGGGUGAUGUGAACGGUGCUUUGGAGGAGAUGGAUAGCUUAAUAUCCGCAAAAAGUAUAAACAAAAACUUGGUCAAUAUAUGGAAACCAGAUUUUGAAAGGCCAGGGAAACAUUUCAUCUAUACUUACCAGUACCUGGUUUUGUAUUUGGAUUUACUCUUCGCAAUAAAAGACUUCAAUACAACAGGUCUUGUUAUAAAAAAGCUAAGGCGAUUUGGUUCUGGAACUGUGAACGUAAACGAACUAUUAGAGCGUGCCAUUAAUGUGUACACGCAAAGUGCCAAAAUCAAGCUGCAAUUGCAAGACAAGAGCUACGUGGAGCAAAUCCUUCCAACCUUGAACUACCAAGAAUUCCUGAAGAUUAGUGAGCAACUGAACCAAGUUUUCGACCAAGGAAAGUACCCUGAAGAAAUAUCAUCCGGGUUAAAACUUGCUUUCCAGUUGAAAAAGGGACAUAGCGGAAUUGCAUUUGACAGCGUUUGCUUGGGCAUUUAUUUCGAGUAUCUCUAUUUUCCUCUAGCUCGACAGGAUCAAUCCCUCACAGACGUGAACGAUGAAAACAAUCCAGCACUACCGUCAUCAGGUUCUGUGACAUCAAAAAGCACUCCAGACCCUACUUCUAAGCCAAGUGCAAUUAAGAAACGUGUUACAAAGAAGGAAGUCUUCGAUAGAGUGAGGCUAUUAGUGGAUAAGAUCACGUGA
This is a messenger RNA of Saccharomyces cerevisiae S288C, 4947 nucleotides long. RefSeq names its product Hir3p (gene HIR3). The record is from RefSeq and is marked reviewed. Gene Ontology annotation, cellular component: chromosome; nucleus. NCBI's taxonomy places the organism in Eukaryota, Fungi, Ascomycota, Saccharomycetes, Saccharomycetales, Saccharomycetaceae. The transcript has a single exon. The coding region runs from base 1 to 4947 and encodes 1648 amino acids. Gene Ontology annotation, biological process: chromatin organization.